ACAGUUCGUGUAGUUUUUAUAGUGAUUAGUUAAGUUACCGUGAGUUUGCCUGUGCAUUUGGUAAACAGGUUUUUCCGGGAAACUAAAUUUCAUGGGAACGUGCUAAAGACGUAUUAUCACUAAUCUCCAUAACUACCACCGCACCUCCUGUAGUUUAUCUAAACUGUGCUACGGUGUUCAAUCAGUCAUAUAACCCAUCAAACCGGUUGAUAACGAGUUAGCGUUCAAACAUAACCCCACGGUGUUAGCUUGUUUGUUGUUAUAAAUCAGUAUUUCUUUGCGAAGAGGAGGGAAAGGGACAGGAAAAAAACGGACACGCACACACACAGGAGAAGUGAGCCGCAGGCGCAAACUAGCUUCAGCAUAGCUUCAGCAGCUGCCUCGCCAACACAGUUCGGUGUAGACUUUCAAGAUGGAUGCUUCACCUCGAUAGGUUUCUGUUUCCUUUUCGAAACCGACGAGAGUAACACCGAGUCCCCACGCGAGGAGGCAUAUGGAGGACUGAGGGGCUUUCAUGAGUAAACAGACGCGUUGUUUAUGAAACGAUAAACGUGAACCUACGUGGAUAUUUUUGCUUCUACGUGCUGUGGACAAACAGCUAUUUUCUAACUUCCUGGUUUUCGCGUUAAUAUGUGUAUUGAAACUGCGGCGACAGGAGCUCGGGUGACUUUGAAAGGUUUAUCUGACGUGGGAUACAUGGGAUUUAAUCACCGAGUUGGGAUGUUUGAAUCCGGGGAGAGCAGUUUUCAGCGAAAGGAAAAGGGAGGCCGACAGAUUUCAUAAGCAAUGGAAAGUGGGAAUGGUGGUGCCUCGAGUAAAGGUGUCUUGAUACCUGUGCCAGACUCUUCUGACAUCUUUAAAAACAGUAUCUUGGCUCCACUUCAACGUGCAUACUUGUAUGAUGAGUCGAAGCAGUUUUUCAGAUACAAGUCUGCUGUUUUGGUAAAGAAUCCAACUUUGGAAGAAAAGUACAAUACCUUCCGAGCAAAAAGGAGAGACGUUGGGUAUUCAGACGAGGAUCUAGAGGAGUCCUAUGGCUUUUUGCUCUUUGACGAUGUCAACAAGGCUAACGCACUCCGAGAAACCGGUGUGCUCACUGGAAAUAGCACAUGUACAACUCUGGGAGAUCCUUCUAAAGGUGUUUACAUAUCAAUGUACUCGGAUUGUUUGGAUCUGAAUCGUUGGUAUCAUGGGAAAUCUGGUUACAUCGCCAUCAUCAGGCUGACAAAGGGUAAAGUUAAAAGGGUUUUUGAAAACUAUACCCAGAAUUUCACUGCACCCACUGUGGGGUUUGACUGCCAUGUGUCCGAACAGUUCCCUUCAGUAUCUGCACAAACCAGCUCCUUCCUUGCGUUUGAGAGAACCCAGUGUUACAUGUAUGAGCUGCUAGAUGGUGGAAGCAAUGCUACAGCACAGUCUCCCAGUGCUGCUUGUCUGUUUGCUAUUGUAUCUUUUUCAUAUACGGAUACCAAAGCAGCAAUAGCAUCACCUCAGGAGAAAUGCGAGGAGAAAAAAUUAUUUUUUCAUUACUUGCCUUGGAGAGGUGAGCUUCAGAUCGGCAGCCAGUUAUACAACGUUGGGCUGAGGUCUAAAGCAAGGGCCUUACUACCUGCCAAGCUACCACCAGUGGUGAAAGUUGACUGGGUGAUUUCCAUGUUAGAUCUACGACAGCUAUUACCAAGGGCUGUUUUUGAAACCUGCUUCACUGGUGAAGUCUUUCUGGAUGGCUUAUACUGUAGUCUGUAUGAGUUGGUUUCUACUGAGGCAGAAGAAACCAACUCACUUGUUCAGCUUCUGUGGGACAUCAAAGAGAAAGAUCUUGCUCUCGUUGUUUUGCUGCAAGAUGGUGGAUUUUUUAUCCUCCUGCACUCGUCCCAUUUUCUCUCAUAUGAUGAUGCUUGGUCCUGUGCAAGUGAAGUCCUGCAGGGCUUGUUUGUGUUUCCAGAUUCUCGAGUUGUAAUGAGAGAUACCAAAUUCGGACAGAAGAACCCUUCUAAGACAUCAGAAAUCCUCCGGAUUCUGCCUGUACUAAGCUAUGCAGAGGGUGAAGCUGAGAAGACGCCCAUUGACCCAAGUGAAGAACUGUGUGAAGUCUUGGCUCAGCAUAUGCAGAGUUACACUGCACUGAUAAAUCCUGGGCUGGCAUCAAGUCCUUCUCGGGAAGUCAGCAUGUUUCCGUUUCAGUAUGAUGUGCCAGAUACCCACCUGUACUCAUCCCCUGAAUGGACUGAUGGGGCAAUGCAGAGCUUCAGGUCAUAUCUGAGCAGACCAACCUCAUUCCAACUGCCAGUAUCUAGAGCUUCAGAAAUUCUUGCAGCUGGACAAGAGGAGCGGAGGAGAGAAGAUCUUGAUGAUGAUGUCUAUAUCUGUAUAUCGUCUCCUGAGGAGGCACCUCAGGAGUUCACAGACCCUGUUAAUACAGUGUUGGAAGACACAUUAUCAGACCUGAACUCUUCUGAAAAUGUUGAGACAUCUGUAGAGAAUGUUACAAGUACCGGGGCACAAGACGAUUUAGGAGUUAUGCCUCAUAAUGUGGUACCAAAUGAUUUGCAACUGGGACCUUCCUCCAAAGACAAUGAAAAAUCCAGUGACCUCAGUGAACUGAACAAAACUGAUGAUGUGGUGGCAAAUAAUCUCACUCCUCCUACAUCAGAUGACCUUCCUGCAGAGCUGAUUGUCAGCAUCACUUCUGCGGAACAAAGUGUCAGCAAUGAGACUCUAAAUCUAAGAGCAAAAUUACAAGCAGCAGAAGUAAACUCUCUCUGUGAUGAGACUGGCUAUACUCAAAAGCUUUUGAAUAUCCCUCAGGUCACUAGCUUCACAGAAACCAAACUUAAACUACACACAGGAUGUUCCGGGGGAUCGAAAAAAGCAUCUAAAGCUUCUGUUGUGCCGUCUACUUUACAGACCGUCAAAACACCAGUGGAGAAUGACAGUGUAAACAGUCCGAAGGAUGAACACACCAAGGAAAUACCAGAUCACCCACAGCUGAGUAAUCCUUCAAAUUGGAGGAAAUUACAACGGCGUAGGCGCAAAUGUGGAAAAAUAUCUGCAAAAAAUAGAAAACUAAGAUCAGCUAUGGUUGCUUUACCCAUAGCAGAAGAGAAAAAAACAGAUCCUGAGCAUUGCCCUUUAAGAAGGAAAACCGAGCGCUGGGACCUUAAACCAAUCAUCAGUGAAUGUGGAAAGAUUUUGGUGCCUCAUGGCUCUACAGACUUUGCUGAUCAAAUUAAAUCUUUGAAGGAUAAGCUCCAGUCUAACAAAAAUGAAGAGUGCUCUGAAAAAAUGUUGCUUGAUGCCCCAGUGAAUGCUGAUGACGCAGUCAAAUCGGAUCCAGAGUCUUGCACUGCUCCAGAGACAGCAGUGGAAGACAUGCAGGCUGCUAACAUAGUGGAGGGUGGGAAUGAUCUUCAAACCGUCACUGUUAGUGAUGUUAAUCCUGAGCAGAAAAUUUCAAGGGAGUCAAAUGAUGGUAAUAGUUCAUUGCCUUUGAAUCCAGAAAGUAAUUCCUCAAAUAAUGAACCCACAGACAGUGUUUCGUCACAAGAAGUUCAGGAAAAACACUCUGAGAACCUCUCCCAUGAAAAGUGCCCAACUAAGAGUGAAUUUCUGUUGAGGAAACUAAAAUCAGUACUUUUAAGAGGAAAGAGAAAAACUGAUCUUGUGACAGAGAACACAGCUCCAAAUACUCCUCAAGACACUGAGCCUUGUCUCAAGAAGAGCAAAGAAGUGGACACUGAGUCUGAGGCGCUGAAAUGUAAUAAUAAAAAUACCCCGAGCACCAAUCCUGGGGUCACGGAAGAUCAAAAGAUGCAGCCAGUUGACCCUUUGUUUGCGUUUGCCCUUGGGCUGACCCCUAAAGUGAUACCGGAGAACUUGAAAAAAGCAGAGGAUCAGGACUCCAAGCAAAAGAUGGACACCGCAAAGACACAGGAACAAAUGAUUCAAGACAAGCAACCUCAAAUCGUGCAUAGGGCUCCAUCAAUUUUUACAAGACGGGGCAGGAUAAAAACACUCAAAAAGCACCAAAGUAUCUCUGCAGAAUGUAUUAAAAAGAAAUGGUGGUUGCAUUUUCAAACUCCAGCUUGUUUUGCCAGUGAAAAACUCAAAAACAAAGACUGUACUAGCGAUAAUUCUGUCAGGAAGACUGAAAAAAUGAACAGUGCUUACUCACCUGCAGAUGCUUUGAACUUACUUGCUGACUUGGCACUCAGUGCCGAUAAUGACCAGGCCCCUCCACAACCAAACCCAUCAUUUGAGAGAAAACCUGAGACAAGUUUGAAGAAGUCUGACCUUAAAAAAGACCUUACCAGUGCUGAACAAGAGUCAGUUCUUCAUGCUCUGCUUAGACAGCCUGCUGAUAGAUCCACUCAGCCACAUGAGUCUCCUGCACCAAGCCACCUUGUAGUAAACCGUGAACUCAUUGGUUUGGUAUCUAAAGAACAUGCUUACUCAUUGCCCCCAUCUUCCUCUCUACUAUUGGGUUUGCCAGGUACAUCCCCUGUAAGUGAUUCUUCUAGACUGCACCAUGACCAGACAAUGUAUGGAUUUCAAACACUACAGCCCUCUGUUGGUCAAGAAGACGGAAGUGAAUAUGACAAGACACCAGAAUAUCUGAAAAGGUGCAUGGCUCGCAGACAAAAGUUCAGAUACUCCCGUACUUUUGUUAACACGGAAGGAUGCAUAAAGGUCACAAGACACUGGCAAGAAAACUAUGACUUUAAUCUGGACAGCAAGUUUACAAGCGAUCCAAAAGACAAAACUAUUGUUCGAGCUUUGCAUGGGCCAUGGGAUUUCUCCAUUCAAGACACUAAUGAAGAGGUGCGGCUAAUUGUACACAUGUGGAUAGGCUUGUUUUACAGUCGGUCAACACCACGCUUUUUUCACGUUGAGUCAAAUUUUGCGUACUCCUGCUCAGAAGAGAAUGAUUCAUUGGAAAUGACGAGUGGAGUUGUAUCUGGCUUAACUAUAUUUGAGCAUAAAGACACUGCUGCUUCUUGCCCAAGUGUACCAGACACUUCAGACCCUUUGUUGUCAAAAGCUUUGGACCUCAGCAAAAACGAUGACACCAUAUUGGAUCAAGAUUCUGUGGUUUUGGAUUUGUCACUGAAAAAUUCCAGCGCCUGUCUACAGUCAGUCACUUCACAUCCACAAGUCCACAAAAAGGGGUCGCUUGAUUCCAGUGAACAGAAAGAACCCAGUGAAACACUGAAUUCUUUAAAGCCACUGGGAGAGCUUUGUGAGCCUUCUGAAAACAUGGUUAAUUCCAAAAUGAUUGUCACUGAUGUGAAAAAUUUCAUAAAGCCUCAUGAAGCUAAGCAGACCAGUCCUCACGGUAAAACUAUCUGCCUGGAGAAGAUUGAUGUUCCAUCUUUUAAAGGUGAUGGGAUAGGCGUUCCUCUUCAAAAAGUGGCACAAAGUGCAUCUGUCAAGGUCACCACUGCUAUGGCAGCAUUUGGAAUUGGUCAAGUGGUACUUGGAUGCGGUGAAGAGGGGAAAAAUAUGCAAGAGAGCACUGAAAAUCUAGGAGCUAAAGAGAUGGGCUUAGUAAAACAAGGUGCAGUGGAUUCCUUUUCAUUUGUGACACCUGAAAAAGGAGACCUCAGUAUGGAAGAAGAAGGCGUGGUUCAGACAGAUGAGCAUGAAAAAAACAAAUUGAAAAAACUGGCAAUAUGUGAAAUGAAGGAACACCCAAGCCAAGAAGGUAAUGCAGAGCCAUCUCAAAAGGUCAGUCAUGCAGGUGAUGAUUCUGGAAAGAAAUCAGAUAUUAUUGUCUGCAAUGGAAAUUGUUUAGAAAGUGAGAAGCUGUUAUCAAAGGAGGAGAAUAAAGGAGUCUCACAAGAACAGCGCGGACAUUUUAAAGGGUUUCUGGCCUGUGAUCUAAGGCAUAAGGCUAAAGUGAUGAAAGAAUAUGGUCACUUGAAAGAAGAUGGACUAUAUGAGAAAGAAAACUCUAUUUCUGCUGGAAAAGCUGGAAAAGAUUUGACUGAUCAGCCAUUACCUGUAAUGUGUAAUGGUCCAGACUUGGUAAACGACAACAACAUUACACGCAGUAAUCAUCAAGCAGAAAUGAAUGAGCAACCCCCAGUAGUGAACAACACCAACAAUGUCUGCCAUGACUUGCCUCCGAUGCUUUGUGCAGAUGGUAUUGCAUUGGCAGAUGGCUAUUUCAUUUCAGAAAAUAAUUCUCACACUCCAUUGGGAAUUAAAUCCAUAUAUAGGGAACCUGCAACUAAGAAAUUUCCCCCCAAAAAAAAUUAUUUGAGAGAUGAGGCAUUUAAAUCAGCAGUAUUACUUGUAUCUGAUGUAAGCUCGUCUAUGCCUCAGGUAAAUGACAAUGUUGAAAUGGAGAGCCAAAACAAAGAAAUAACGGACUGCAAUAGUGUUCAAAGUAAUAAUGAUCAAGAAGAUCAGAAAAUUAAGUCAACAGAGGAAAAGGUAAAGGAUGACAAAGAGCAAUUUCAGCACCAGGUUCAUUCACUACUGUGUGAGGCUCGAAAAACAUUUGAUGGACAAGUGGCAUUAACUGAAGAAGCAGAUUUCAGGACUAAUAAAACAAAUGAGGGUGUGAACAAAGGUUGCAUUGCAUUUGAAAGUCCUUUUACUGGAAUGAACCCUUCAGAAAAGGUCAUAGUACUGGUAAAGGAUGAUAGUGCAAGUCACAAAAACACAUUUGGUCAAAGUAACAAUGAUCAUGAAGAUCAGAAAACUAAGUCAACAGAGGAAGAGGUCAAGGAUGAGGAAGAGCAAUUUCAACACCAGGUUCAUUCACCUCCAUGUGAGGUUCCAAACACAAGUGAGGUAAAAGUGGCACUUACUGAAGAAACAGAUUUGAGGACAGAUGAAACAAACGAGGGAUUGAACAAAAGUUGCAUCUCAGAUGAAAGUUCUUUUACUGAAAUAGAUCCUUUAGAAAAGGUAGAGCCAAUGGAUGACAACUUACAAAACACAUUUGAACCCCAGCCUCAUUCACCCCAGUGUGAGUUUCCAAAACUAUGUGAGACAGAAGUGGCAUUUACUGAAGAAGCAGAUUUUAGGACUAGCGAAACAAAUGAGGAACUAGACAAAAGUUCUAUUGCUAUUGAUAUUCCUUUUGCUGGAAGAGACCCUUCAGAAAGGGUAACAGUACAAGUAAAGGAUGACAAUGCAAUCCACAAAAACACAUUUGGUCAAAGUAACAAUGAUCAUGAAGAUCAGGAAACUGUGUCAACAGAGGAGGUUAAGGAUCUCAAACAACAAUUCCAACAUGAGGUUCAUUCACCUCCUUGUGAGGUUCCGAAAAUAUGUGAGGCACAAGUGGCAUUUACUAAGGAAACAGACCUCAGAACAAAUGAGGGAUUGAACAAAAGUUGCACUGGGGUUGAAAUUCCUUUUAUUGGAAUAGAUAGAUCAGAAGAACUUAUAGUACAGGUAAAGGAUAACACAGCAACAUUUCAACGCCAACUUCGGUGGAAGAUUCCAAAAGUGUGUGAGGCAAAUGUGGCAUUUGCAGAAAAAACGGAUGUUGGAAGAGACAAAAAAAAUGAGAGACUGGACAAACGUUGCACUGAGGAUGAAAUUUCUUUUAUUGGAAUAGAUGCCUCAGGAAAGGAUGCAGUACUGGCGAAAGUUGAUAAUGCAACUGGCAAAGAACAAAUUCAAUGCCAGCCUCAGUCACUUCUGUCUGAAGUUCCAAAAAUAUUUGAGGCACAAGUUACAUUCACUAAAGAAAUAGAUCUCAGAGCAGAGUGCAAAACAAAUGAGGGAUUGGAUAAAAAUUGCACUGGUGUUGAAAUUCCUCUUAUUGGAAUAGAUUCCUCAGAAAAGGUUAGUGUACACUUACAUGGCUCACACCCCCAAGGCAAGUCUGGAGAAGUGGUACAAGGUCAGGAACAAAUUCCAUUCAUCAGUGACUCUAGCUACUCUAAAGCUGCCCUGACCAGUGAGAUAUGUAAUACAACUCAAGCAUGUAGUGAAAAAGAAGAACCUUGCAAAAUGUUACUUCUUGAUAUAAAUGAAAGCUACGGGCCAGUAGACUUGGGUAUUGAGUCAGAUGACAGAUGCCCUACUCCAACUAUAGAUGAAAAACCAUAUGGGUACCCAUCUUGUUCUAGCCCAGGCAGAAGCAAUUCUGCAUUAAGUAGUAGUAUAACUGGCAAAAACUUGAAACGUAAAUGCCUCAACACAAGCUCAGCACCUGUACAUGGUAAGCUGCCUUGUGAGAAAAAACCCUGUCAGAGUUCCAUUGUUAAGACUGAUUCUAGCCUUCACCAGAUUCUCCAUCCUGAUCUUGAAGCAAGGACUCUAAGAGUUCUACAAAGUAUAGACAAGUUCCUGUCCAAAUCAAACCACAUUGACAAAUCCUGUCAGAUCGAAACACUUAAAAUGAAAGAGUCUGUAGCUCAAUCCCCUGAACCUAGUAGCAAAUGUACCCCAAGUUCUUUAGCCUUUGACCAACCUACAGUUGACUUUAAGGAUAACAAUGAAAAGUCAGCUCUUGUGUCAUCUUCCACCUCACAGGAUCUGCACACAGAAUCAUCAGAUAACCUCCUUGUAUCACCUUUUAAAAGUAAAUUGGAAGAAGUGCUUGGUGUCAAAUUGAAUCUAAAGAAAACUGACUCGGUUCCUCAGGAAUAUUUUGAAAGAGUCAGUAUACAAGAAACCUCGAUAGGGCAGAAUGGCCAGUUCCCCAGAACUUGUCCAUCUGAGUUGUUGCAAGUCAUUAAACCAAGUUUAGACCAGGAGAGACCUAAACCAACACUGCAGUCCAAUGUAAAUCAGGAAUCCCGUGCAUACAAUCAUCGUCCUGUCUUGGCUGUCAAACCAUCGAAGAAUGAUGAAAGUCCAGCAGAUUACUUCUUAGUAGAUACAGAAAUUGAAAAGUCUCUCAAAAACAACCCACCUAAAACCCCUAAACUAGAAUAUAGUAAGCCAACAUCUGUGCUCUCAGAAAAGAGGACAAAUGCAAAAUCUAAGGGAUGUUCUGAAAGACUAAAUGAUAACCAGGAGGCCAGUCAGCUUUCCUUCAAAACUACUUGGCUUCCAGAUGUUGGUAAUAGUAGAUCAAAUUCGUUUCCCUCAUAUCAGUACCAGAGAAAGGAUAUUUCAAAAUUUGACAUGAAUCCAUCAUCGCCACCACCUAUGGAGUGUUUUGAAUCUGCAAAAAGUUCCUCAAAAUGUGUUGAUGAAAUCCAAGAUUUCUUAACAAAUGGUUUAGCUGAGAAAGUUGAGCAAACUGUUAAAAAAAAUAUUGAGAUGGAUCUCAAAGACCCCUCCAGUGCAGCAGCUUCAUUUAUAGAUCAAAGAAAUAGUGACAGCAUAGAUAAAAGUCUGGUCUUGGGGCCUCGAAGCUCACUUGUAUGCACAGUCUAUAACAAUAGUCAGAAGAGAUCUUAUUCGUUUCUGGAACAAGUUUCUCGGAGGUGCAUACAAGAUGAUCUCACUCAGGCGUCAGUUGAACAAGAAUCCCUCAUUUUCUCAGAACAAAUGAAACAAGUUUUGAAAAAGAGUGAGAGGAGACCCACCCACCAAGAAGACAGUCAUGACAAAAUAAGGCUGUCUUGCACUAGUCCUUUGACUAUCAACUUCUCUAAUCUAGACGAGCAAGAGGAUUCACUGGAUUACUUGGGCGCCUCUCUUAUUGGACAAAAAAUUAAGGUAGACCUGUCCAACAGGAAGGAUCCAACUGACAAAAAUGAAGAAAAGAUGAUUUGUCCUGGAGAACUUUCUGAAGGCAAAUAUAACACUGUGGAACAUGACUGGGUUUCUGAUGUGACUGUGGAAUGUGCCAGACUGUAUGAAGCAAAAAUGCAAGAUGUUUGUGCUUUCAAAAAAGUCUCAGCUAGAGCCAGACGCUUCCGAAGGAGUUGCACUAAGACUGAACCAAGUAACCAUUUUGACUUCUGUGAACAAAUGAAGAAAGAAAUGGAUAAAACGUUCCGGACUAGUCUAAAUUCAGUUGUGAAGAAGUCCUGUAGAACAAAGUAUAGGUUCUACAUACUAGCAACGUCAGAAGAUGUCUUCUUUGAACAAACCAAGGCACAGUUAGAGGCAGAGGGCCACACUUCUGUACAGCCAUCUGAGUUCUUCCCUGGUGAUGAUUGUUCUUCAUCUUUGAUCAUCAUCCUCAAGAAUGAAGACAUUGCUGAGCAUAUUUGUGAGGUCCCACAGUUGCUUGAGCUGAAGAAGUCACGGCAUGUGCAGUUUGCUGGAAUUGAUGAACCAGAUGAUGUUUUGAAUCUCACACAUCAGGAACUCUUCAUGCAGGGUGGUUUUAUAAUGUUUGACAGAACAGCGCUGGAUGCUCUCAGCCUUUGUAACAUGAAAAAAGUAUCUGAAAUCUUGCUAGAGCUAAGCAAAAUGGGAAAAUGGAAAUGGAUGUUGCAUUACAGAGACAGCCGUCGACUAAAGGAAAAUGCAAGGUUGAGUGCAGAGGCAAAGGAAAAGAAACACUUUCUAUACUGGGGCCAGGAGGCUGGAAUCCUGGAGGUUUUGCCUUACCAUGACUGUGACCAGAUGUCAAAAGAUCAGCCUGACUAUCUCACAUGUUUGGUCCGCCUGCAGGUUCAGAAAAUAUCAUCUCGCUUCCUUGUUUUUAUAACUGAUACAGCAACAGACGGCGCCUUUGAGAGUAAUGGGAUCUUGACAAUGACUACGGAGUCUUUCUUAACAAAGCCUUUAAGUGAAAUGUUUACAGUGUGACCUAAAAAAAGUCAGCUGGACGAACUGAUGUUUUGCUCAUUAAAGGAUGUAUUAAUAAACUCACUAAAUGUGAGGAGAACCCAGUAAUACACCAGUAAUUGCUAUUUAAAGUGUACUACAUUGUGUUAUUCUUCAGUCCCACCAGUUUUUUUCUUCUUCUUUUUUGUAUCCAACAAUAAUUAUUGAUUUUUUUUUUUUUUUCCCACAUUGUUCAAAUGUAAACCUAGUUCUCAUUCAGUUUAUGGAUAGAGGUGGCAGUAAUGCCAGUAUACCAGCAGCUGUGCUGUGUGUUGAUUUUGUAUCAUACUUUUAUUGUAAAGUGUGUUGUAAACCUGGUUAACAAGUGAGUUUUACAUUGUGAAUAUUUUAUCUUUUUCCUCACACUUCUGGCCUUAUACAUUUGCAGCACAAUCAGCAUAGUGUUUGUUUGUUGAUGGCUUCAGGCAAAAAAGUUGACCAGCCGUCGUCAUGCUCUGGGGCUUCAGACGAAGCUAAAUUAGGCUGUUUUCAAGUGCUAUGUUACAUAUUUAUAGUAUACACAUGUACAGCAGUUUAAUGUUAUUAGUUAAUGCUAAGUAAA
This is a messenger RNA of Oreochromis niloticus (Nile tilapia), 11260 nucleotides long. It is a transcript of the gene tasor2, whose product is annotated as transcription activation suppressor family member 2. NCBI's taxonomy places the organism in Eukaryota, Metazoa, Chordata, Actinopteri, Cichliformes, Cichlidae. Bases 787 to 10680 code for a protein of 3297 amino acids. The transcript has 22 exons. Gene Ontology annotation, cellular component: nucleoplasm. The record is from RefSeq and is a predicted model, not a curated record. Gene Ontology annotation, biological process: negative regulation of gene expression, epigenetic.